UUUCCUGCGUCAUUUCUCCCACCAUCAAAUUUAAGUCACCAAAUAACAAAUCCGAGGAUAAAAGUUAAACAUCAAAUCGAAUCAUAUAUCACAUCAAAUAGAAGUCCAACAAUAAAGAAACAAGGAAGCAAAUACACCAGGAGCAAGAUGUCUUCCACUCCAUCUCCCUUUUCUCUUGAACAAAUCUCCCCUCCUCCAACUGAAAAGCUGUGCUACGUGCACUGCAACUUUUGUGAUACAGUCCUCGCAGUGAGCGUUCCUUACUCGAGCUUGUUCAAAACUGUGGCGGUAAGGUGCGGUCAUUGCAGCAACCUUCUUUCUGUUAGCAUGAGAGGACUUUUACUCCCAGCAACCAGCCAGCUUCAUCUCGGCCAUCCUUUCCAGUCCCCUGUUCAGCAUAAUCUUCUGGAGGAUGUACAGAGUUACCAGUCACAGAACUUGAUGGAUAAUCUGCCCUUCCUGAGCAAUAAUUUGAUGCCCCCGUUGGCCAAAGUAACUGAAGAAGAGCUUCCUCAGAAUUCAGUUACCAAUAGACGCAAGUUUUUAUCUAGUUCUCCAGAAAAGAGGCAGAGAGUUCCUUCUGCGUACAACCGCUUUAUCAAGGAUGAAAUUCAACGAAUCAAAGCUGGCAACCCAGACAUCACCCACAGAGAAGCAUUCAGCGCUGCUGCUAAGAAUUGGGCCCAUUUUCCCCACAUCCACCUCGGUCUCAUGCCGGAUCAAGCCAUAAAGAAGGCCACCGUGCACCCUCCGGAGGGAGAAGAUGUUCUUCUCAAGGACGGAUUUUUUGCAGCUGUAGCUGCAAACAUGGAAGUUGCUCCCUUCUAGGCUAUGACAACUGCCUAUUUGAGAGCCUUUGGCAUCUAUCAGUUUGCUGUUACAGUUUAUUAGGGUUUAUUAUCUCUACUAUAUAACACAAGAGAAGCUCUAGAAUGUGGUUCUAUGGUGGCUAGAGUUCCUGCUUUGCUGUAGUUUUUAUCUUCUAGUCCUUUGAGUUUCCUCUUAAUGUUUUAUUUAGUAAAUGAAGGACUUAUCUUCUGUAAAAAGAAUGUCUUGUCUAU
Phalaenopsis equestris is the source of this 1061-nucleotide messenger RNA. RefSeq names its product protein YABBY 4-like. Gene Ontology annotation, cellular component: nucleus. Lineage: Eukaryota; Viridiplantae; Streptophyta; Magnoliopsida; Asparagales; Orchidaceae. Gene Ontology annotation, biological process: abaxial cell fate specification; fruit development; multicellular organism development. The record is from RefSeq and is a predicted model, not a curated record. The transcript is spliced from 7 exons. The coding region runs from base 148 to 828 and encodes 226 amino acids.